CUGGAUACAAAUAUAUAUCUGGAGUGUGAACCAGAAAAGCCUCGGAUUACAAAUUAAGCUGGGAGCACAAGAUGAUGCCACGAUGACUUCUGCGAAUUUUGCUGCAGCUCAAGCUCGCGUCCUGGAACGCCGACAACAGCGCGACGCUGAAGCCCGGAAUAAUAGCGUCGAUCCACGCACCCGACUUCCUCCAGCCAUUAGGAAUCUUCCAUAUCCGUUGCAUAGAGCGACUAAUAGUGGAUUCGCGUUAUGGGAUACCAUCAAGGGCAGGGAAGGAACGCGGCCAGCAUUCAGAGUGGGCCAGGUUGACGCAGAGUUGUUGGAUGAGGAGCUACUGGGGCUGCUGAAGGGCCAAGUUGGAGAAGGGCUGAAAUACUUUGGGCGUCACAUGCGGGAAGAUUGGUCCCACGAAAUCGAGCUCGCCCUCCGCGCAAUCUUAUUCAAGUUGUCGAUAUGGGAUCAUAACGCUUCGUAUGGUGCCGCGCUCCAGAACCUGAAAUACACCGAUAGCCGAAGUAAAGGACCAGUAUAUAAACCGCCAACAAAGUGGCAGAAAGUACUCUACGGACUGUUAACUGUAGGAGGUCGUUAUGCUUGGGACAAAUGGGAUGCUUGGAUGAUAGAUCAAGAAGGAGGUUACGAUGAGCCAUCUCCCACGGUCAAAUCACUCGCGAAACUUUCAAACGCCGCUUCGACCGUUCAUUCAAUGGCAGCAUUGGUAUCCUUUCUUGUUUUUCUUAUCAAUGGACGAUACCGAACAUUGGUUGACCGUCUUUUGAGAAUGCGGUUAACUCCACCAUCGAUGCAAGUUAGCCGCGAGGUAUCAUUUGAAUACCUUAAUCGUCAACUUGUUUGGCAUGCCUUCACUGAGUUCCUUCUAUUUCUAUUACCUCUUGUUGGUAUUGGCCGCUGGCGGCGUUGGCUUUCGAGGGCAUGGAAAAAGACAGUCUCUUCCCUUCGUGUAAAGGACGAAGGGGACGAGGAUGCCAAAAACCACGGACCACUAGGCUUUUUACCGGAAAGAACAUGCGCAAUCUGUUAUCAAGAGCAGAAUCCUACGGCAUCGUCGGAAUCUGACGUAAUGGCUGUGGGCGGCGCAUCUGGUGGUAUAAUCGGGUCGGCCCAAACAGAUAUCACAAACCCUUACGAAGCAAUACCAUGUGGGUGCAUAUAUUGUUUUGCUUGUAUUGCGCAAAAGCUCGAAGCCGAAGAAGGGGAAGGUUGGAUGUGUCUCCGCUGUGGAGAGAUUGUCAAGCAAUGCAAGCCUUGGAAUGGUGAUGUCCUUGAAGAAACCCGACUACAUUCAAGUAGCGGGAAGAAUGUCGGGUUUGUGACGGCCCAAAAAACAGACCCCAAUGCUCAGCACACAGAUGAGUCCACGGCCGAAAGUAGUAAUAUGUGGGCGACGAUCGAAAGAGACGAAACGGACGACACGAGUGUCGGUGGUGAAACAGAUCGUGAAAGCAAAUUCUCAUAAAAUAGCCUCUCUCAUGUUUUUGGGGGUCUUUUCGACUGUGUGAGAGGACAUCGAGCGAGUCUAUCUUGAAGAACACGGCGGUUUCUUGGACCCAAAGCUCUUCCCCAACUUAAUGAUUCAAAGGCGAAUUUUGGCUUUCCUACCUUAGACUUCCACAGGCAUUUGCAACACAAUGCUCCGUUGCCAGUUCCGGUGUAUUUAAUGCAUCGCCCUGCCCCUAUUACUCCCGGACAGCAAUAAUCGUCACAAGGAUAAGGAGGCUAUUCUCUGUGUUCGAAUUUACAAUCUGCCUUUUUAUAAUAGACAUGCACUUUGAUGGCCGAUCAAUUAGGCUAAUCGGUGCCCCAAGUUCACCAUAGUCAAUUGUUUAAUUUAUUCACGGUGCUCCAUAACAUCUUAACAAUAAGAUAAGGUUCAUUAUGUGUUAUCCCUUACACCCCUUUGCUCCAAUGCAUCGAAAAGCAGGAAGCAUGACUGCCGAUAAAGAACUUAUGAAAUGAUGGCCAUAGCAGCACAAAUUGUUCCCACAAGAGGGAACAAUCCUCUCACAACAUUCAAGCGGGACCAAGUCUUCAACCAGCUCUGGACCUCAGCCUCAUCUCUAGAAGCCCUCAGUUCACCCUGAACAUCCUUCUCCUUCUGCGCAACCAGGCCCUCGGUUUCUGCAGAUUUUGCCUUGGCGAUUAACUUGUUGUUGGUGGGUUUCAUGAUUAGGAGAGUGAAUGGGACGGGAGCAAUGGUAAACAGGGCGGCGAGCAAGUAGUAGUUUGCAGCGACGACGUUUCCCUGACGAGUGAGUGUGCCUUGCCGGAAGUGGUACGACAAGUAGGUGUAUACUGAGGCGGUGAUCAAGGAGGCGAGCGGGACGAUCGAUUUACCGAUGCCAUAUGCAUGGUGCCAUUGCGAGGCGAUGUGGGAGACUGGUGUGCCUGGCUGGAAGGAAGAGUCGAAAGUACGUUUGCUGGUAGCCCCCGGCAGAAUGAGGGUUGGAACGAGUGCAACGGAAAAGUUGAGGAUGCCCCC
Messenger RNA from Coccidioides immitis RS, 2500 nucleotides. RefSeq names its product peroxisomal biogenesis factor 2. The record is from RefSeq and is a predicted model, not a curated record. Gene Ontology annotation, biological process: protein import into peroxisome matrix. Gene Ontology annotation, molecular function: zinc ion binding. The coding region runs from base 83 to 1477 and encodes 464 amino acids. The transcript has 3 exons. Gene Ontology annotation, cellular component: peroxisomal membrane. Lineage: Eukaryota; Fungi; Ascomycota; Eurotiomycetes; Onygenales; Onygenaceae.